AUGCUAAAGCUUCUUGAAGAUGAUGGCUGUGGGAAACUUGAAAGUGAGAAUGACAUUGAAGCUGCAUUGGCCGCUAGAGAGUUAGAAAAUGCUGUUACUGAAGUUAAAAGUAAAGCCAAAACUCACCUUCCUGGCAAAAGGGCUGCUUUGGAAGAAAUAGGAAAUAAAGUUACAACGAGAGGAACAAGUUUAGCUAAGAAAACAGAAUGCUCCAAAGCAUCCACAAAGCCUACGAAAGGACCUGGUAAGGUGACAAAUGUACUGCCUAAACCUCCAGCUGCUGUGAAUCAAGCACUCAAAAGAACUACCGUUAAAAAGGUCAUGUCUCCUGUCCCCAUGGAUGUAUCUAAGCAAGAGGAGGAUUUAUGCCAAGCCUUCUCUGAUGUGUUGCUCAACAACGUAGAGGACAUUGAUGUUGAGGACUGGGAGAAUCCCCAGAUGUGCAGUGACUACGUGAAGGAUAUCUACGGGUACCUGCGAGAGCUGGAGCUGCAGCAGGCUGUGCGCCUGCACCACCUCGAUGGGAAGGCCAUCAACAGCCGCAUGCGCGCCAUCCUGAUCGACUGGAUUGUCGACGUCCACUCCAGGUUCCAGUUUUUUCAGGAAACACUGUAUAUGUGUGUUGCAAUUAUGGAUCGCUUCGUACAAAGUCACCGAAUACAUAGUACGAGGUAUCAGCUGGUGGGUAUAACAUCACUGCUCCUAGCCUCAAAAUAUGAAGAGAUGUACUGUCCUGAUAUAGAAGACAUGAUUUACCUUACUAACUAUGCCUAUAAGAGUGCUGAAGUUAGAGAAAUGGAGAUUUUGAUUCUCAGAGAGUUAAACUUCAAUUUGGGACGACCUCUUCCAAUUCAUUUCUUAAGAAGAGCAUCAAAAGCUGCGGAGGCUGAUACUAAGCAACAUACACUAGGAAAAUACCUGAUGGAGCUGACACUGGUAGACUAUGACAUGGCCCACUACCGUCCUUCAGAGCUUGCAGCUGCUGCAGCGUGCUUGUCCCAAAAGAUUCUGGGACGUGGCAAAUGGGGUGCAAAGCAGCAGUACUACACUGGGUAUGCAGAGGACAGUCUUCUGAUAAUUAUGAAACACAUGGCCAAGAAUGUGGUCAAAGUAAAUGACAACUUAACGGAUUACAUGACUGUCAAGAAGAAGUAUGCAAGCAGCAAACUACUGGCCAUCAGCACCAUCCCUCAGCUGAACGGCAAGAUAAUCAGGAACCUGGCUUCACCGGUCUUGUGA
Chaetura pelagica (chimney swift) is the source of this 1239-nucleotide messenger RNA. It is a transcript of the gene CCNB2, whose product is annotated as cyclin B2. The transcript is spliced from 9 exons. Gene Ontology annotation, biological process: mitotic cell cycle phase transition; regulation of cyclin-dependent protein serine/threonine kinase activity. Gene Ontology annotation, molecular function: cyclin-dependent protein serine/threonine kinase regulator activity. The record is from RefSeq and is a predicted model, not a curated record. Lineage: Eukaryota; Metazoa; Chordata; Aves; Apodiformes; Apodidae. The coding region runs from base 1 to 1239 and encodes 412 amino acids. Gene Ontology annotation, cellular component: cyclin-dependent protein kinase holoenzyme complex; nucleus; cytoplasm.